GGAUUGUAUGAUUUGAAAGCAGAUAAGGAUUUGAGAGAGGUGAGAUUGUACGGGUUAGAGGACGACAACGACGAUCGAAUCUUCAUCUCAACUUGAGCGACUUCGAGGACGAUAAGUGUAUUAGAAGUCUUGGGCAAGAUUCUGGGAUUGAGCACUUUGCUUGAGACGAAGGACUACACCAGCAACUGCCAUCAUAUCUUCCUCAACUCCAGGGAAUCACCACCAGCCUCGAACCUCUGUCCUUUCCGACAACGGACAAGAUGGGCUCCAUCUCAACAGACGACAAGAUGUCCAUUCAUCUCAUAAUCAUUGGUGCUGGUUUGGCAGGUCUCUCAGCAGCAAUUUCCACCAAGAUUGCGAGUCCAGCACAUCAAGUUACGAUACUAGAAUCAGUAAAGGAGCUCGCUGAGAUAGGUGCCGGAUUACAACUCACACCGAACGCAACCCGACUCUUCAAACCCUGGGGAAUCUACGACCAACUGGUCCCCAAAGCCACCUUCCCCCAAUCCCUCACAGUCCGCCGCUUCGACGGCACCAAAAUCCUCGCCCACGAACCCGCCUUCCAAGACCAGAUCUCCUCCCGCUACCCAGCUCCCUUCUGGGGCAUGCACAGAGUCGACCUACAACGCGCCAUGGCUGCAAAAUGUGCCGAGCUUGGCGUGGUGCUGAGACUCAAUUCCAAAGUCGUGCACGUCGAUUUCGUGGAUGCAGAAGUGGAGAUAGAGGGCGGGGAGUGGGUGCGAGGUGAUGUGGUGCUUUGUACGGAUGGGCUGUGGAGUGCCACCAGGUCGCAGUUCUUGGGGAUGCCGAGCCCGGCGAUCCUUACUGGCGAUUUGGCGUAUCGGAUUGUCAUCAACACGGAAGAUUUGACGGGACCUGAUGCUGAGGAACUAAAGGAAUUUAUAUUGAGCCGACAAGUCAAUUUCUGGGUCGGUCCCGGGACGCAUGUUGUAGCGUACACGAUGCGCGCUGGUACUGUAUACAACAUCGUGCUCCUUUGUCCCGACAAUCUACCUCCCAAUGUCUCGAAGACGGAGGGAGAUCUCAUGGAGAUGAAGGAUCUGUUUGUGGGCUGGGAUCCUAUUUUGAGGAAAUUCCUGGACCAAGUUAAGGGAGUCGCGAAGUGGAAAUUGAUGUGGCUAGACGGUCUCGACGAGUGGUGCAACAAAGACGGUACCUUCUGGAUGGCAGGAGACUGCUGCCAUCCCAUGCUUCCAUAUCUCGCUCAAGGCGCAAACUCAUCACUCGAAGACGGUGCUGUUCUUGGAUACUUGCUAGGUAAAGUGAGUAAAGAGAAGAAAGCGGAACAGUUGCCAAAAGCUGCGAAGCUGUAUCAAGAUUUGAGGAAAGAGCGAGGAGAGAGGAUCCAGAAAGAGACGUUUAAGCAGAGAGAUGAUUUCCAUAUGCCGGAUGGAGAAAGGCAGAUCAAGAGGGAUGAAUUGAUGACUGGGAUGUUGGGAGGUGAGUUAAGGGAUGAUGUGGAUUUUCCGAGUAGGUGGACGUGUCCGAGGGCGCAGAGGUGGUUGUAUGGGUAUAAUGCUUACAAGGAGGCGGAGGAGGGAUUUAAGGCGCAUCCUUUCUGA
This is a messenger RNA of Mollisia scopiformis, 1583 nucleotides long. Its product is annotated as FAD/NAD(P)-binding domain-containing protein. The transcript has 2 exons. The record is from RefSeq and is a predicted model, not a curated record. Gene Ontology annotation, biological process: secondary metabolite biosynthetic process. Bases 261 to 1583 code for a protein of 440 amino acids. Gene Ontology annotation, molecular function: monooxygenase activity; FAD binding. Lineage: Eukaryota; Fungi; Ascomycota; Leotiomycetes; Helotiales; Mollisiaceae.